Messenger RNA from Quercus lobata, 2525 nucleotides. Its product is annotated as ARM-repeat/Tetratricopeptide repeat (TPR)-like protein. The transcript has 4 exons. The record is from RefSeq and is a predicted model, not a curated record. NCBI's taxonomy places the organism in Eukaryota, Viridiplantae, Streptophyta, Magnoliopsida, Fagales, Fagaceae. Bases 204 to 2057 code for a protein of 617 amino acids. Gene Ontology annotation, molecular function: protein binding.
GAGAGAAAGGUUUUUUCUUUUUUCUUCUUUUUUUUUUCAGUGUUCGGUUUGGCUAAGGAUUUUUUCUUUUGUUGUUAGUUCCCUUGUUGUACUUGUUACAAAACGAGUUCGUCGUCCGAGUGUUGAAGAAUUUAUUCAGUUCAGCUAGUUGAUGAGGAAUUAACUUGUCAGCUCUAUGAAUACUGAUUAGUUCAUUGCUGAGCAUGGAUAAAGUAUCAUCUGACUGUCCGUAUCCAGGUUGCUUCUUCUGUGUCAUGAAGGAAGGAAAUCCGAGCAAGCGCAGAGCAAGUAUACUGAAAUUCUUUAGAGAACUUCCUUCACAGGAUGAUGAUGGUCAGGUUCUCCCAAUCAGUGGUCUUUGGAAUACUGCCAUGGCACACCCAAAUGACCAGGAGUUUAUUGAUUUGGGAAUAUUUGAAUGCAUGGCUGCACUCAUAUGGAAGGGCCUAAAAAAUCGCCGUUGGCUUGCUCAUGACCAAAACAUAUACAUUCCAUACUAUGCAGCCCAUAUUAUUGGAUCCUACACCAUGAACAUGGAAGAAUUUGCAGAUAGUGCUGUUCAUGCUGGAGUGAUCCCUCCAUUGGUUGAACUUCUGAGAGGGAGGUUAACUUGGGUUGAACAAAGAGUAGCAGUUCGAGCUUUAGGACACUUGGCUACAUAUUCCAGCACUUUUCCUGCUUUAGCAAGUCAUGGUGAGAUUCUGGAGCUUUCCAUUCAGCUAGCAAUGAGUUCCCUUGAAAUAGUUUACUCACAUUUUUACCAGUAUGUUGAUAGAAGGCUAAGUUAUCACUGUGAUCUGCUUACCCGUGGCAUGGGUGGUGUUGAAAUGGAGUCCAGAAAGGCAGAAGAAUGGGCUAGUCAGUUACAGUGCUGGUCCCUUCAGCUCAUCAAUUGCUUUGCUUUUAAACCUGAAUUUCUUUCUACUAUAUGCAAGCCUGAAUUCUUAAUAAAGCUACCAGGAAUGUGGGGUGGACUUGUUAAUGAAAAUUCACCUGCUGGUAUUGGUUUAUUAAGAACAAUCUGCCAUCAUAAGCUGGGCAGGGGACCUGUUGCUAGCUGUACUGGCAUUAUUGAAGCAUUGUGCAAUAUUGCUCGAUCAUCAGAUGAUUGGCAAUAUAUGGCUAUUGAUUGUCUUCUAUGGUUGCUACAAGACCCAAGUACUUGUCAUAAGGUUAUCGAUAAGGCGGUACCAGCACUUGUAGAUCUUGCAGAGAUAUCAGCUCUAGGUGAUCACAAGAAGCUUGGUGAUACCAUUGUAUCUGUUCUUCAGGAAUGCAUCCAAUCACAAGGGAAUGGACGUAACUCUCUCAGCAACCGCACAAAAGAACAGAUCGAGGAACUACUAAAUUCUAGGCAGAGAUUGAAAUGGGAAAAGAGCAUGCCAAAGGAGGAUCUCCACAUUAAACAGGCAGCAGCCCUAGUGGUCAAGCUUGAGGGAAAUUCCCUCUUUUCAUCAGGUAAUAUAUCUGGAGCUGCAUCAAAGUACUCAGAAGCAUUGGCAUUGUGUCCAAUGAGAUCCAAGAAAGAAAGAGUGGUUUUGUACAGUAAUCGAGCUCAGUGUUAUCUUCUUUUGCAACAACCUUUGUUUGCCAUAAGUGAUGCUACACGUGCUCUUUGUCUUCACAAUCCUCUUAACCGUCAUGCCAAAAGUUUAUGGAGAAGAGCUCAGGCAUAUGACAUGCUGGGUUUAGCUAAAGAGAGUUUGUUAGAUGCCAUUCUGUUCAUAAAUGAGUGCUCUCAAUCAAAUGACCCUGAUCUGUCAUUGAGGCAAAAUAAGGUUCCUGACUAUGCUGAACGAUUAGUGAAGAAGCAGAUGCGUGCAGCUUGGUUAUUCAGGGAGGCAGCUAUCAAACAUGGGGGUGUCCAUUGUGAGGGUGAUGCUGGUGACAUCUAUGGCCGAGAGACUGAUGAUUCCGAGUGGGAGACAGCUAGUGAAAGUGAUAUUGGAAAUGAUGGAAGAGAUGAGAUGGGUGAUGAUGAUGAUGAUGACAGUGAAUGGAAGAAUGAGGACGAGAGGAAAGAUAAAUAUGAUAAACCCUCGAUAAAAGAACCUUGAUAUGGAACAGACAUAAAGCAUGGAUACAAUGUGCAGCUUGCGGAGGAUGAACCAUGAAUUGUAGAUGAGUGAACCAUCAUCAAACAGAAACACUUAUUGUGACAUACAUAACAAGGCCAUGAAUGAAGCAGAUUUGUUGGGUUUCACGUUCGGCACCUAUAGCGACCUUGAUAGCAGUGGCAGUUGUAACUUCCAUCUCAUAUCAAGCAGCUUGGAAAGGAAACAUGUUUUGGGUCAUUGUGUUUGAGAGCAAAAACUUGUUUUAUAUCAUUGUUAUUAUUAUCAUUUUCUUUUCUUUUUCAUUUUCAUUUUUUAACAAAAUUUUCUUAUUAAAAUCAACUGUAGAAAAAUGAACAAAGAUUUUGAGUCUAGAGUAUGUGAAACUUUUCAAGUGAUGUAAGAGGCUUGUAUAUAUAAAACCUUGGGGUUUAUUGAAUUUGAAAUGCAUAUUUCUGUAUUUGAAUGAUA